Abrus precatorius (Indian licorice) is the source of this 295-nucleotide messenger RNA. RefSeq lists its product as uncharacterized. The transcript is spliced from 2 exons. NCBI's taxonomy places the organism in Eukaryota, Viridiplantae, Streptophyta, Magnoliopsida, Fabales, Fabaceae. Gene Ontology annotation, biological process: mitochondrial translation. The coding region runs from base 1 to 243 and encodes 80 amino acids. The record is from RefSeq and is a predicted model, not a curated record. Gene Ontology annotation, molecular function: structural constituent of ribosome.
AUGGGACGGAAAACUGGCGCGCUUCAUAUCAACCCUAAGAGAUUUGGUUCGCUUCAUAAACCUUGCAUGAAGGAAAUGAUACUGUUUCUCAACUGUAUGGCUGCAAGCCCUAACAAUAGUGAUGCGUGUGCUCGGCAGAAGGAAGUAUUAAAUGCCUGUAUGGAUUCUCAGAGUAAAAAAAACAGAAAAUCUUGGGGGAGUAUCAAUUAUCAACUGCAGAGGCUUAGCCGAGGAAGAAAGUAGCUUGAGGUUUUCAUAUAUGUAUCACUUUUACAAUUUGAGAUUGUUAUUUGGA